UCAUCGCAACUCGCGCCAACAGCCAGAUGAUCUUCGACGCGCGAGACAAUCGCGCGGCACACGCGUUACCAACAUAACCAAGUAGCGGACGGACAAGUGCCUCGACGUAGUUUUUUUUUUAACAAAAAGUGUACAGUGUUAUUCACGGGUUUUGAAAACACAGAAACUAUGAGAAGGUGAUAUAUUAUUGAAGUGCCAAUCGAGUGAAAAUAAAAAACUUAUUACAAUGAAGCGUUUACAAAAGUGUUGCUGCUGUGCCUCCACCAGGACCGGGACCAUUAUAACUGGUGUAUUAGGGAUUAUUCUAUCAAUUAUCACUAUUAUAACCAUCUGGGUCGCAAACAAACACAAUGUCUCAUACAGAACAUUCAUAUUCGCUGAGGACUUCGAUAAGAAACUCGCUGACAUGGAUAUUCCGAGAAUAAUAUUGACAGUGAAUUUGUGCUUCACCAUAUUGAUAUGCACACUUCUUAUCGUUGCAGUGUUAAAGCGUCGUUCAUGGUUGAUGCUGCCGUGGGUUGUGUUGGGUAUCGUGCUGGCCAUAGGGCUUCUUAUCAGCGUUCUCCACACCUCCAUAACCUACUACCUCGACGGGAUGGACCACGCACUCAUAGCCACAUGCAUACUCAUCGGCGGACUCAUAUACUUGUGCAUUUAUCUCUACUUGUGGGCAGUUGUCUUCAGUCAUUAUUUGGACGUUCGCGAUGAGGAAGAAAGGGGCAGAUACCGCAAAGCCCCCUACAAACGAUAAACAUAUAUUGGAGCACGUAAUAUGUUAUUACGAUUAAAUUUAUUACGUAUUCUUUCAUAUAUAUGUGUAAUAUAGUCGAAGUAACUGUAUCUGAAUUAUAAAUAGUAAUACCCUUAACAUUUUAAGGUUACAUUUAAUUUUAUUCAGAACUUCUAUUGUUUAUACUUUUUCGUUUUUUUGUAAAAAAGAUAUUCAAUAUCAAAGACUGGAAAAUAUUCCCAGAGGGGAAAAUCACUACAUUAUAAUACAUAUAUCGAUAUAUUGAUAAGGCAAUAAAAAGAUAUUUGAAAAGUAAAAAAAAUAUUUUAAUAUUAGCUAUGAAUUAAUUAAAAUAAUAUCUAUUUUUAUACUUCAAAGGAUGGAUACAUAAACAUACAUACCUGCUUCCCAGAAUGUGUCAAGUUUUAAAAAAAACUACAGACACAAAUAAAGCUGAAAAAAAUAUCUACAAAAAAAAAUAAGACGUUUUUGAAAAAAAUAACUUUAACAAUGUACAAAAUAAAAUAUUUAUUGUUAUUAUUAUAAAUGCAUGCUUUAAUAUAAUAAAAAAUAUAAUGUUAAUGUUUUUUUUUUAGUUUAUUAACUGGUGUCUAGCUUUAAGUUACCAGAUAAUUCUUUUAUUAAUUUAUUUAAUUAAAACAUUUUGUAUGUAGAGAACUUUAUGCAACAUUAAGUACAAGUAAUAAAUGCAUUUGGUGUAA
This is a messenger RNA of Danaus plexippus (monarch butterfly), 1452 nucleotides long. RefSeq lists its product as uncharacterized. The record is from RefSeq and is a predicted model, not a curated record. NCBI's taxonomy places the organism in Eukaryota, Metazoa, Arthropoda, Insecta, Lepidoptera, Nymphalidae. The coding region runs from base 227 to 751 and encodes 174 amino acids. The transcript is spliced from 5 exons.